AUGAUUAUUACUGCAGAUACGCAUCGGGCCCUCCAGGCCAUGGAGCGCUUACAGGCAAAACUCCGGGAUCGAGGUGACAUUGCAAAUGAGGAGAAGCUGAGCUUAUUAAAGGCGGUGCUGCAGAGUCCUCUCUUUAAACAAAUUCUCAACCUUCAGACUUCUGUUCAACAACUGAGAGAUCAGGUAAAUAUCACAUCUUCCAUACAUUCCACUGGUGAAUUCCCCCAGCUUCUCCAUCAUGGUGUGAUGGGGUCCUUGCCACAUAAUGAGUCAUAUUUGUUGGCUCAGCAGAAUGGCAGCCCCGCUAAUGUUCUAGAAGCAGCAAUAAGAUCUGUUACUCCUCAGAUCAAUGGGAAAUCCUCUAGUGAUGACUUUGAGCAGCUCAUCAAAAAUAUGUCCCAGGGUCGUCUUGUUGAGACCAUUGACCUUAUUAAACCUUCAAGUGGUGGUCUAGGCUUCAGUGUGGUGGGACUCAAGAGUGAAAAUAGGGGAGAACUAGGAAUAUUUGUACAAGAAAUCCAGGAAGGAAGUGUGGCACAUAGAGAUGGAAAGCUGAAGGAAGCAGAUCAAAUCCUUGCUAUUAAUGGACAAGCCCUUGAUCAGACAAUUACACAUCAACAGGCUAUCAGCAUCCUACAGAAAGCAAAAGAUAAUGUCCAGCUAGUUGUAGCCAGGGGCACUUGCCCUCAGCUCAUCAGUCCUGUAGUUUCUCGGUCUCCAUCUGCUGCUAGCACAGUCUCAGCCCAUUCCAACCCGAUUCACUGGCAGCACGUGGAGACCAUUGAGUUGGUGAACGAUGGCUCAGGUCUUGGAUUUGGGAUAGUGGGAGGAAAGUCAACUGGAGUGAUUGUUAAAACCAUUCUUCCAGGAGGGGUGGCUGAUCAGCAUGGGAGAUUGUGUAGUGGGGACCACAUCCUGAAAAUUGGUGAUACAGACCUAACUGGAAUGAGCAGUGAGCAGGUGGCACAAGUUCUUAGGCAGUGUGGAAAUAGAGUGAAACUUGUAAUUGCAAGAGGUCCUGUUGAGGACCUACCACCACCAGCAGUCCCUCCAGAUGCACCAGUACCUAUCUUCACAGCACAGAAGCAGGCAGAUGCUUCCAUUGAUAGCUAUGAAGAUGGGGAGAAGUUCAAUGUUGAACUCACUAAGAACAACCAGGGAUUAGGAAUAACUAUUGCUGGUUACAUCGGAGACAAAACAUCAGAACCUUCUGGAAUCUUUGUGAAAAGCAUUACAAAAGGCAGUGCUGUUGAACAUGAUGGCAGAAUCCAUGUGGGAGAUCAAAUUAUAGUUGUGGAUGGAACAAAUCUUCAGGGGUUUACUAACCAGCAAGCAGUUGAUGUUUUGAGGCACACAGGUCAAACAGUUCGGCUCACUUUGAUCAGAAGAGGGCUUAAGCAGGAAAGUGAUACUCAGCCCCAGGAGGACUUCAGUGCUGUUGUUGAAAAAGACUUACUGUUCCAAACAAUAGACAGCAGCGCAGCUAAAGGUAACAAUGAAAAAGAACAGGUAUACCCAUCAUUGCCGUGCAGUGCCAGUGUGGUAAAUACUGGAGAGAACAUGAAACAACAGGAAACAGAUUUCCAGAUAACUGCUACAGAAGAGGCAGCUGCAAAGGCAAAAUGGCAGAGAAUUAUGGGUUCCAAUUAUGAAAUAGUGGUGGCUGUAGUUAACAAAUUCAGUGAAAGCAGUGGGUUAGGGAUAAGCCUUGAAGCUACAGUGGGACAUCAUUUCAUCAGAUCUAUCUUACCAGAGGGGCCAGUUGGACGAAGUGGCAAGCUAUUCAGUGGAGAUGAGCUGCUGGAAGUGAAUGAUACCUCUUUGCUUGGAGAAAACCACAAGGAUGUCGUCAAUAUCUUGAAAGAACUGCCUAUUAAGGUGACAAUGGUGUGCUGUCGUCCAGUAGCUCCCCCCAUCACUCAGCCGGAAGUAUUGGAGAGUAUAAGUCUAUCUGAGAUUCAGCUCACAGAAAAGGCUCACAUAGAACUUGGAUUCAUUGGCUCCUCAGAAACAGAGGAAACAGCUUUGGAAAUAGCUGAAGAGCGUCAGAGUAUGGAAGAGGUUCAAAGUUCAUCUUUGGCGAUGUGGGAAACAGAAGUACAGCACAUUGAACUAGAGAAAGGGAGUGUGGGACUUGGAUUUAGCAUAUUAGACUACCAGGAUCCUGUUGAUCCAGCAAACACUGUAAUUGUGAUUCGCUCAUUAGUUCCUGGGGGUGUGGCUGAGCAAGAUGGCAGACUUCUUCCUGGAGAUCGGCUUAUGUUUGUCAAUGACAUUAACUUGGAAAAUGGCAGCCUUGAAGAAGCAGUACAAGCACUGAAGGGAGCCCCAACAGGAACAGUUAAGAUAGGAGUUGCGAAACCACUGCCUCUUUCACCAGAGGAGGGCUAUGUCUCUGCUAAGGAAGAUUGCUUUUUCUACACUGCCCAGUCACUUGAGGAGGAGGGGCCAGCUGAUAUAGCCCUCUUCCAUGCUGAGCUGGCUCUGGUGGACUCCAGCGAGGCAGAUCUAGCGGAUGAGUCCACCUUUGAAUCACAGUAUUCUCUAGAGGGUGACGUCUUCCAGGCUUCAAUGAUAGCUCUACAUGACAGUGCUUGUAGCGAUGAGCUGAACUACGGCUAUUCUCUUCCAUUGUCAACUCCUAAGUCUGUUGGAGAGGAAUGUUCAAAUGCCACAGCUGAUUUCCAUGUAUCUAACAAGGAUCUGUACAAGAUGGAUCUGAAUCAGAGAUUCAGAGAGCAAAAGUCUGUAGUGGGCAAUAACCUGGAAGCUGCAACUGGUUUUACUAAAAAGGAUCUUCUGCCUCUGGAUGCUUUGGAGGUCAACCAAAAUGCAAGUGAAAACACAGCAGUAUGGUCUAGAUCUCAGACAACUGCAGAAAUUGCACCAAAUACAAGCCUUCCUACUACCAUACAGCUCAAUUCCACUGAAAAAGAUCAAGUGCUUGUAAUGGAAAAGAGAUGCCCAGUAUCUUCAGAGCAAAGUUCUGUAUCCCCGGCUGCAGUGAAAAACAUGUAUGAGAAGACUAUAACUAUUGCAAAAGGCAAUUCAAGUCUAGGGAUGACAGUAAGUUCCAAUAAGGAUGGCUCUGGAAUGAUAGUCCGCAGUAUCAUCCAUGGAGGCUCAAUAAGUCGUGAUGGACGGAUUGGUGUAGGGGACUGCAUCCUGUCCAUUAAUGAAGAGUCGACCACAAACUUAACCAAUGCACAAGCCCGGGCUAUGCUGAGGAGGCAUUCACUCAUUGGACCAGACAUAAAUAUUACAUAUGUGCCAGCAGAAAAUUUAGACGAGUACAGGGACAGUUUGGGACUACAGACAGAGGGAGCUCUGCCACUUGAACUUUUUCCUUCACAUACUGUUAGGGAACUCCCAGAGCUUCCAGAGCGUGAAGAGGGGGAGGGAGAAGAAAGUGAACUUCAAAAUGCAGCUUUCAGUAACUGGAACCAGCCCAGAAAAGUUGAACUCUGGAGAGAGCCUAGCAAAUCACUGGGAAUCAGCAUUGUUGGAGGAAGAGGGAUGGGGAGCCGCCUGAGUAAUGGAGAAAUGAUGAGAGGGAUCUUUAUCAAGCACAUCCUGGAAGACAGCCCAGCUGGCAAAAUAGGAACACUGAAAACUGGAGAUCGGAUUGUGGAGGUGGAUGGAAUUGACCUCAGAGAUGCCAGCCAUGAACAAGCUGUGGAAGCCAUACGGAAGGCAGGCAAUCCUGUAGUCUUUAUGGUACAGAGCAUUGUAAGCAGACCAAGGGCAUUCGGUCAGUCUGAUUCAGAGCCAGAAAAGACUUCGCUUUGUAAUUUGCCUCUGCCCCCUCCUUCAGCAUUUUCAGGAGUGAGCUGUGAUGUUGCACAGACAACUUCUAGCAGAGUGUCAGAGGAUGUGGAGAAGGAGGAUGAGUUUGGUUACAGUUGGAAAAAGAUCAUGCAGCGCUAUGGCGAUCUACCAGGGGAGCUACACACGAUUGUGCUGGAAAAAGGAAAGACAGGUCUGGGACUUAGUCUUGCUGGGAACAAGGACCGAUCAAGGAUGAGUGUAUUUAUAGUGGGAAUUGAUCCAAAUGGAGCAGCUGGCAAAGAUGGCAGGUUGCAGAUUGCAGAUGAGUUACUAGAGAUAAAUGGGCAAAUACUCUAUGGACAGACUCACCAGAAUGCUUCCUCUAUAAUCAAAUGUGCACCAUCUAAAGUAAAAAUAAUCUUUAUCAGAAACAAAGAUGCAGUAAAUCAGAUGGCUGUUUGCCCUGCAAAAUCAGUAGAGGCUUCACCGUGUACUUCAGGGACACAUCAGCAUCAAGAGGUAAAUGCUGCAAACUCCAAUGCUUGUUCCGAUUUCAGUUCAUGUAAAAACAUUCAGUAUGUGGAACUCCCUAAGGAUCCAGGAGGCUUUGGAAUUGCAAUAAGUGAAGACGACACAGUUAAUGGAGUAGUUGUUAAGAGCUUAACAGAUCAUGGAGCAGCAGCAAAGGAUGGACGAAUCAAAGUUGGAGAUCAGAUCCUGGCAGUGGAUGAUGAAAUUGUUGUGGGUUAUCCAGUAGAAAAGUUUAUUAGUCUCCUGAAGACCUCCAAAACUAUGGUGAGACUUACAAUCAACUCAGCAGAGGUGGAUAGCCUGGCUGUAGCGCCAGUCCCUUCCAGCACAGCCCCAGCAGAGAGGAGGAAUAUACAGCCAUCAGUAGCUGUCCCCUUUUCCAGCUCAUCAGAACCAGAAGCCGUCAAAAGCACAAGCAGAUCUUCAACACCAGCCACUUUAGCCUCCGACCCAGCCACUUGCCCCAUCAUCCCUGGAUGUGAAACAACCAUUGAUAUCUCCAAAGGGCGAACUGGUCUUGGUCUGAGCAUUGUUGGAGGAGCAGACACUUUGCUGGGAGCAAUCAUUAUCCAUGAAGUAUAUGAAGAAGGAGCAGCAUCUAAAGAUGGGAGGCUGUGGGCUGGGGAUCAGAUACUAGAGGUGAAUGGGAUUGACCUCAGGAAUGCCACACAUGAUGAAGCAAUAAAUGUCCUCCGACAGACUCCCCAAAAAGUUCGCCUGACUGUGUACAGAGAUGAGGCUCAGUACAAGGAGGAGGACAUGUACGAUGUACUCAAUAUAGAGCUCCAAAAGAAGCCUGGAAGAGGCCUUGGUCUGAGUAUUGUUGGGAAAAGAAGUGAUACAGGGGUGUUCGUGUCAGACAUUGUUAAAGGAGGAAUAGCGGAUGCAGAUGGGAGAUUAAUGCAAGGAGACCAGAUACUGACAGUGAAUGGAGAAGAUGUUCGAAAUGCUAACCAGGAGGCUGUUGCAGCUUUGCUAAAGUGUUCACUAGGUACAGUAAGACUAGAGGUUGGAAGAAUAAAAGCUGGUCCUUUCCACUCUGAGAGGAGAACAUCCCAGAGCAGCCAGGUCAGUGAAGGAAGUGGCAGCCUCUCAUCAUUCAGUUUCCCGGUUUCCGGUUCUACUGCACCUGAGGUCUUUGAAAGUAGUCUGAAGAAUAAUUCUGCAGCUUCAGAAAUCCAGGGACUAAGAACAGUAGAAAUAAAAAAGGGUCCUGCAGAUUCCCUAGGAGUGAGCAUUGCAGGAGGUGUAGGAAGUCCUCUUGGAGAUGUUCCUAUAUUUAUCGCCAUGAUGCAUCCCAAUGGAGUUGCAGCUCAGACUCAGAAACUCAGAGUUGGGGACAGGAUUGUUAGCAUCUGUGGAACAUCUACUGAGGGUAUGACUCACUCGCAAGCUGUUAGUCUCUUAAAAAAUGCUUCAGGCACUAUUGAGUUGCAGGUUGUAGCUGGAGGAGAAGUGAGUGUCAUAACUGGUCAGCAUCAGGAUACCCCUACAUCAAAUCUUUCAUUUGCGGGACUAACUUCAACCAGCAUUUUUCAGGAUGACUUAGGAACUCCUCAGUACAAGACCAUUACUCUGGACAGAGGACCAGAUGGCCUAGGCUUUAGUAUUGUGGGGGGUUAUGGUAGUCCCCAUGGAGACUUACCCAUUUAUGUGAAGACAGUAUUUGCAAAGGGUGCAGCAGCAGAAGAUGGACGCCUGAAGCGGGGUGAUCAAAUCAUUGCUGUGAAUGGGCAGAGUUUAGAAGGGGUGACCCAUGAGGAAGCAGUCGCAAUUCUGAAAAGGACAAAAGGAACAGUCACUUUGACUGUGUUGUCAUGAACUGACUGCCCAAAGUGGUUGGGUCAAUAAGAUUAUGUUAUUUGCAUUAUGCAUAGCAAAAAGAAUGGAAAUGUUUAUAUAGCCUUCUUGCUUCUCCCACUUCACAGGACUGUGUCACAACAGUGAAGAAAAACAAUAUUUAACCAUAUUUUUGUAUACAGUAGAAUUAUUUCUGUUACUGUCAAACCAUGGGGAUAGAGUACAUGAUGAGCUAUGGAAAGACAUAGAUAUUUUUACCUAUUAGUAUUAUAAUAAAUGCUUGUGAGGCACCCAAAGCUUAAGAAAAAAAAAGAGUUUUCAUUGGUAACCACACAGCACAACAUAACUGGAAUGUUUUGCCAAGAGGCUUUUGAUAUAUGAAAUACGUUGGAAAAAUGAUAAAGUCACCAAGUCAACAGGGAGGUAGCAUGGGCAGCAGUAGCCAGAAAACAGAAACGAAGUUACUGAAGAAAGAAAGUGAUAAUAAAAAAUGGAAUUUUGAGGAAAGAAGGAAAAGUAUGUAACCUGGCUUUAGGUGGUUUAGCUGUGUGGAUUACUUGUAUGGGGAUUUCUGCUUUUCUCUGUAUUUAAAUUACCAAAGUCCUAAUGUAUUCAAAAAAAGAAAAUGGUGUUUCAGUUUGGCUUAGGUGUGAGGGAGUAGAGGUGGGUUCUUUUAAAGAAAGAGGGUAUGUGUUUUUGUUUUGAAUGGAGAGGACUUCUGAUCAGGGCUGAAAAAUCCAUUUGCAAGUGGAAACUACUGAUGAAUGAGAGGAGAGCCCAGCAACUGCAAUGUUAGAAGAACUAGACUUUUCUUUUAUAAUAGUAGUGUUUUCCAGACUUUGUGGAUGUGAAAGCAACCUUCCCAAUGUGAAAUACGUAUAAGCAAAAGUUGUCCUCUUCCAGUAGGAAGAGACUGGAUGGGGUGCUUUGUGAUGUGGUUUAGUUGGUUAGAUAGUGUUGGAUGAUAGGUUGGACUCAAUGAUCUUGAAGGUUUUUUACAACCUGGUUAAUUCUAUUCUAUUAAUUACAGAGUCGGUGCAGAUAUUUCUGUGAGCUGCUUGAAUCAGAACCACAAACAAACCACUCAGGGCAAGUUAGCUACAGAUAGACUUGUGAAUAGUGGUUAAGCCAAGGUGAAAGAAGUUGAAGUAAACAGUGUUGCUGUCAUUAUCAGGAGCAGCAAAAGUUGAGUCCUUCUUGGACUGGUAAGGCCUAGAACCGGGAGUUGAGGAUGGGUAAAAGUCCGAAAAUCCCUCCUUGUGGAGGUGAGUAGUAAGACAGCCAUGAAGGUCUUUCUACAUCAGAAUUAAGGAGGAGAUUUCAGGGAUGCAAAUACUUUUGGGGGAUUUUUAGUUUCAGAGACGUUAAGUACAAGACAGUAAAUAUGAAGCAACCAUGUAGUUCUUCUUUGGGCAGCAUUGUGUCAAUAAGUGUAGAAACAUCCUCAGUUUUCUGAGUUGAGAUUCUUACUAUAUCCAAAACCCACAGUCACUGAAGCCCUUAGCUGAUUGUAGUUUGCCCUUUGCAUCUGCCUCUCCAAACUAGCUCUUAAGAAUCUGGCAGAUAAGGAGCACUUUACCCAUUAUUUACCUUCCUGCAGAAAAGUUUCACGACAUCUUUUGAGGAAGAAAGAUACCUAGCUUGUUAGCAUGCUACAUAGCAGCAAGACCCUUUGUGUUAAUUUAAAAAACAAAAAUAACAAACUUGUAGCAAAGAGGCCACCAUAUCAGUUGUUAUUUAAGAGAAAUAUUAACUGAAAAUGCAGGC
Dryobates pubescens (Downy woodpecker) is the source of this 7866-nucleotide messenger RNA. It is a transcript of the gene MPDZ, whose product is annotated as multiple PDZ domain crumbs cell polarity complex component. The record is from RefSeq and is a predicted model, not a curated record. The transcript is spliced from 44 exons. Gene Ontology annotation, molecular function: protein binding. Lineage: Eukaryota; Metazoa; Chordata; Aves; Piciformes; Picidae. The coding region runs from base 1 to 6120 and encodes 2039 amino acids.